Molecule: messenger RNA, 871 nt
Organism: Protopterus annectens (West African lungfish)
Lineage: Eukaryota; Metazoa; Chordata; Ceratodontiformes; Protopteridae
Gene: RPS3
Product: ribosomal protein S3
Exons: 7
Coding region: 77-808 (243 amino acids)
Biological process (GO): translation; positive regulation of apoptotic signaling pathway
Cellular component (GO): cytosolic small ribosomal subunit; nucleus
Molecular function (GO): RNA binding; structural constituent of ribosome
Source: RefSeq, a predicted model, not a curated record
AAACCGGAAGCAGUUAUGUGAAUACGCCGGUUGUGUUGCAAGAUUGUUUCCUUUUCCGGAGCCGUUUAGGUGCAAGAUGGCGGUUCAAAUCUCAAAGAAGAGGAAGUUUGUGGCAGAUGGCAUUUUCAAGGCUGAACUUAACGAAUUUCUAACUCGAGAGCUGGCUGAAGAUGGUUAUUCUGGUGUUGAAGUGCGUGUUACUCCGACAAGAACAGAGAUAAUCAUCCUUGCUACCAGAACUCAAAAUGUUCUUGGUGAAAAGGGACGCCGUAUUAGAGAAUUAACAGCUGUUGUUCAGAAGAGGUUUGGAUUUCCUGAAGGCAGUGUUGAGCUGUAUGCAGAGAAAGUUGCUACCAGGGGGUUGUGUGCCAUUGCCCAGGCAGAGUCUCUACGCUACAAACUCUUGGGAGGGCUGGCAGUUCGUAGAGCCUGCUAUGGUGUUCUACGUUUCAUCAUGGAGAGUGGAGCCAAGGGAUGUGAAGUUGUAGUUUCUGGCAAGCUUAGAGGCCAGAGGGCCAAAUCCAUGAAAUUCGUGGAUGGCUUGAUGAUCCACAGUGGUGAUCCUGUUAAUUACUAUGUAGAUACAGCUGUACGCCAUGUUCUUCUCAGACAAGGUGUAUUGGGCAUCAAAGUCAAAAUCAUGUUGCCUUGGGACCCAAGUGGUAAGAUUGGCCCUAAGAAGCCUCUGCCUGAUCAUGUUAGCAUUGUUGAGCCUAAGGAGGAGAUCUUGCCUACAACCCCCAUCUCAGAACAGAAGGGAACCAAACCAGAGCCACCUGCUAUGCCACAGCCUGUCCCAACUGCUUGAAGGGUCUUCAACAUUUGGGAAGAUCCUAACUUGCAGAUUCUCAAUAAAACUGUAAAACUAAAA